Messenger RNA from Dipodomys ordii (Ord's kangaroo rat), 3425 nucleotides. It is a transcript of the gene Rab39b, whose product is annotated as RAB39B, member RAS oncogene family. The transcript has 2 exons. Lineage: Eukaryota; Metazoa; Chordata; Mammalia; Rodentia; Heteromyidae. The record is from RefSeq and is a predicted model, not a curated record. Gene Ontology annotation, biological process: Rab protein signal transduction. Gene Ontology annotation, molecular function: GTP binding; GTPase activity. The coding region runs from base 303 to 944 and encodes 213 amino acids. Gene Ontology annotation, cellular component: Golgi membrane.
CUCUUACAGACAGUGCGGCGCCCCCAGUGUCGCGUCUAAGCAGAGAAUUACAGUAACCCGGUUUUCAGUGAUGAGUCAGAGUGCGUGGUGCUGAAGCUGCUGCCAUUUCAUCACCUUUGCGAGCACAGCAUCCCUCCCUUACCGCUCCCAGCGCUUGGGCCUACCUUGCUUCCGGCUCCCAGGCCAGUGAUGCACCGUCGGCCGAGCUAGAUCAGGGCUAAGCCACGCUCUCCAAGGCCUUGGUGGGGCGCCCCCUCCCGCCGCCCCAGCCGUGGGCCAAGGAGAUUUGCCUAGCUGCUGCCAUGGAAGCCAUCUGGCUGUACCAGUUCCGGCUCAUUGUCAUCGGGGAUUCCACGGUGGGCAAGUCCUGCCUGAUCCGCCGCUUCACGGAGGGCCGCUUUGCUCCGGUUUCAGACCCCACCGUGGGGGUAGAUUUUUUCUCCCGCUUGGUGGAGAUCGAGCCAGGAAAACGCAUCAAGCUCCAGAUCUGGGAUACUGCGGGUCAAGAGAGGUUCAGAUCCAUCACUCGCGCCUACUACAGGAACUCAGUAGGUGGUCUUCUCUUAUUUGACAUUACCAACCGCAGGUCCUUCCAGAAUGUCCAUGAGUGGUUAGAAGAGACCAAAGUACAUGUUCAGCCCUACCAAAUUGUAUUUGUUCUGGUGGGUCACAAGUGUGACCUGGAUACACAGAGGCAAGUGACUCGCCACGAGGCCGAGAAACUGGCUGCUGCAUAUGGCAUGAAGUACAUUGAGACGUCAGCCCGGGAUGCCAUUAAUGUGGAGAAAGCCUUCACAGAUCUGACAAGAGACAUAUAUGAGCUGGUUAAAAGGGGGGAGAUUACAAUCCAGGAGGGUUGGGAAGGCGUGAAGAGUGGAUUCGUACCAAAUGUGGUUCACUCUUCAGAAGAGGUUGUCAAAUCAGAGAGGAGAUGUUUGUGCUAGUCAGCCCUUUUAUUUUGAAAACAUGCUCUCCCAUUUAAACUUAAAAGUUAUCAAAAUAAAUAGAAUCCUUAUGUGACUGAAGAGAACUCAACCAUUGAAUACCAAGUGAGUCUCCUUCCUGGGGUGGGGGUGGGGGGCUGGCUCUGACAGGCUCAGGUACAGGUGGAUGGGGGAGACUGGGUACUGUGACUGGGGGACUGAAUUGCUAGCAUGAGCUAGGCCACACACUUUUGUGGCCCAGGCUUGGCAGUGGCUGCUACAUGUGCCCUUUGUGGACUACAUGUUAAGGGUCUGGAGUUUGAGAAGCUAGGUUCCAGGAAAACAUACCUACAGACAGAACAACUGUUCCUUGAUAUUUCAGAUCACUCACGGGUCAUGAACAUAGAGAAAUGUGUAAAGGGGGAUAACUACCAUAACUAAAAAGAAUAUGAGGUCAACAUAUUUAAUGAGAAUAUCCCAAGUAAAAUGUUUGGCUUCUAACAGCUCACCUGUAAACAAGGGGCAUGAUCAGCCCCUUUAGUAAAUGCUAAAGCCCUUUCAAGGUCUGGUAUUCUAGUCAAAAUGAUCUAAAUGUGAAAAAGGGAGGCGAUUCACAGUUACCACAUUCGAAAAGAUAUACACUGUUAUGACAGAGCUACCAGCUGCAAGAAAGAAAUUAUCUCAUGCAAAUUACCAUAGAAAUAGAAGAAAGAAACAGUGUAACCCCAAUGCCAAACCCCUUCCCCUUUGACUCUUCCUGGGGUUUCUCUGCAAUCUGGAAGUAAGCACCAUGCCUGCUCCUUGACAAUAACAACAUCGGGAUUGUUUUCACAGCCCUUUGAAAAACCCUUGCUCAGCUGUCCUGUACCGAUUGGUUGCCCAACAGGAGGCACUGUGACCCUUAAAAACACAUCCCACUUGCUUGCUCUACUUAUUUGAUCAUAUUUAAUAGGCCUGUGAUGUUUUUUUCUCCAUUUUACAGAAUAGUAAGCUAAAAGCCAGGACACUCACUUGGCCAAGUUGUCAAGGGUUCCUGCCUGAUUCUGAGUUCUUGUCACUGUCAUCAUGCUGUCAGAUCAGUAAAUUAUUAAUUUGUUAGCAUUGGAAGACACAUGCCCAUGAAUAAAUGUUCUUUACAUGCUAGGAUAUGUUUUCCUUAUGGAUCAGAAGUCCACUAUAAUCCUGAAGAAACUUGGGGAUGAAUCAAAGGUAAAACUUAUUCAGGUAUUAAUGACAACAGAGCUUCACACAGGUGAUUCAUCACACAACUAAAAACACAUUCAAAUCGUGUGAGCUCUAAGAGUUCUUAUCACUGAAACACAAUGGGCAUUUUAUUGAAAGGAGCUAAAUAUAACAAUGGGGAUAAAAUACUCACACCACAAUGACCUUGGCCACUUGUCUGCCAUGUACCAAACACUGGGUUCCUGUCUACCCUAGAGAGUCAGCUCUUAAUUCUCAGGUGAACAGGCAGCUAACCAAGUAAAAGAAAAUUGGAAUGACUGGCUCAAAGGUUCUGUUAUCUUCUUGAAGAGAGUGAUGCUUAAAACUAAUUUUUCGGACGGUAGCCAGUUCAGCUAGCCAAAGCCAUACUUUUCACAGUAAGAAAAUACUCUGAUUUAGUCAGGUUUCUCAUAUCCAUUGUGGUAGGAAAACCUAAAAACUGACACAUUGCUUUGUAAUAACGUGCAUUAAUGUGACUGAAUCUGCUUCAGCCAGAAUAAGAAAGCAAAAUAACAAAAAUAUGAAAGAUCAUUUCGCCAUUUGUGUCCCAGAUUGGAUAAGCAAACCACCUUGGACCAAUUUACAUCAGCAACUACAAAUGAGCUGAUCACUUUCUCUAUAUCCACUUCCCACAACCUGGCUUGGGUGAAAUAAUUAAAAUGCCAGCUUCUUGUUUAUAGAAAAUAAGUAUAAAAAAUGGUUAAUUGAGUCAACACAAACUUUCAACUAGUAUACUUAUGUGUAGAAGAUUCUCAAAGCAGGAUUAGUACUUAAAUGAAAGUUGGCUAGAUUCUUAUCCAUUCAAAAAAAUAAAAGGACAGAAACAAAAUCUCUAUAGUUUUCUUGAUUAAAAUACAUUAUAUACUUUCCUAUUUCUGGCAUUUUUAAAGCAGGUUUAAAGCUAUUCAGCAUAGAUACAGCAGAGGUGGCUGAACUUAAUUAUUUGAAUAAAUUCUACAAAUUUUAAAAGUCAUUUUAGUAGAAUUCAGUGAUGUCACUGCAUUGAGUUUUAGAAAAUAAGUGUGAAAAAAUCAGAUGUUAAUAUAAUACUAAGGAUAAAACUUAGAAGUUAUUUUACUACAUAGGUAAAGAAAAGAUUAACUUGUAACAAAGACCACAACUGCAUGUUGGAUUAGAUUGUCUUAUCUUCCAGAACAAACUGUACUAUAUACUUUUCCUCAUUGUCAUGCACUGUAAUGAAAUGUGAAAAUUCUUUAUUUAGCUGUAUGUGAAUGAAAAUAUGCUUGUAUUUAGUAAAAUGGUUGAUUAUGUGGACUGUGA